Messenger RNA from Hyphopichia burtonii NRRL Y-1933, 822 nucleotides. RefSeq lists its product as uncharacterized. The record is from RefSeq and is a predicted model, not a curated record. The coding region runs from base 164 to 370 and encodes 68 amino acids. NCBI's taxonomy places the organism in Eukaryota, Fungi, Ascomycota, Pichiomycetes, Serinales, Debaryomycetaceae. The transcript has a single exon.
GGCUGUAAACGUUGAGCGAACGUUGAGUUAAUACUUAAUACUAAUACUGCACAGCUUCCCCAGACUAACUUCCACAAUUAGCCUUUGGAAUAAAACGUACAAAACCGAAAAACACCCCAAACUGUAAACCUUGUAAAUUGCAUUGUUCAACCUGCAAAAGGCGAUGCUCAACCUGCGAAUGCCGCCCAAAGGCGGUUGCACAAAAAAAUUGUUUUCGGGUGAAUUUGAGGAAAAGAAACGAGGGAUCGGGUCUUUUUUUUUCCAGAAUUUUUUACUUGAUUUCGUGGCUGCUAAAAUUUAUGGGCAAAUAACAAGGCCUUCCCCAACCGAUGAUCAUCCAAUUUUGAAUAUUCGGGGGAUUCACCUUUGAAUUACUUCCACUGGGUAUUGGGUGGGAAUUGCCGGAGGGUAUUGGUUUGGGUAUUGGUUUGGGUAUUGGUUUGGGUGGAUUGGUUUUGCGAUAGUUUAGUAUUCAGGUCGAUUAUCAGUUGGUUCUCAUCUCAAGGCAUUUAACCUGAACCACAAAAAAGAAAUCCGGAUGGUCCCUUUCACCUUUUGUGAAUAGAAAGUUCGGAUCUAUUACCAGAAGUUGAAUAUCGGACCUUUUCUUACUUUUCUUUUUAUGUACAAUAAAUUUUUUUAAUCUGGUUUACUCGAUAAGAUUAUCGGAACCCAAAGCGUGUCAAUGUACAACGGAGUAAUUUGGUAUAGUAGGAAAGGUUCGCCUGGAAAGCUUUCCCUAUUAAGCCAGAUAGCUGGGUUUUUUCUAGACCUAACUGGGUUUUUUUCUUUUUUGUUGCAAAUAAAAAAAUUUUAACCCAC